This is a messenger RNA of Linepithema humile (Argentine ant), 4401 nucleotides long. It is a transcript of the gene mlt, whose product is annotated as tubulin folding cofactor E like protein mlt. The record is from RefSeq and is a predicted model, not a curated record. Gene Ontology annotation, molecular function: alpha-tubulin binding. Gene Ontology annotation, cellular component: cytoplasm. NCBI's taxonomy places the organism in Eukaryota, Metazoa, Arthropoda, Insecta, Hymenoptera, Formicidae. Gene Ontology annotation, biological process: tubulin complex assembly; microtubule cytoskeleton organization; post-chaperonin tubulin folding pathway.
AUAAAAAUUGAUAAAAUUAAAUCUUUUGACAGAACCGAUACUUAUAGAAUGACAAUAUGACUUGAGACACGAUUUCUCCCUGAAUUAAUUUUUAUUCGCACUGACAUAAAUACAAUACUUGUGCUGACUUUGUCUUCUAAGUGGAUAUGAUAAUUCCUACAAUAUGUCUUCUACUUUGUAUAUAAUUAUGCACCUCAAGAACAGCUGCAUUCUCGAAGUCUCAAGUCCAAUUUAUUCCGUACAUUUAAAUUUCUAAAGGAUUGCUCGUUAGAUUAUCAGCUCGAGUUUAAUUCAGGCUUCAACUCUAAUUAGAAUAUUUUUGUAACUUAAUGAUCGUUGACUUUUUGUCGUUUAUCGGGGAUGAUUUUUCUCAGUCUCAACGUACGUUCACCGAAAGACAAGUUCAGGACGUCCCGAGUUCUGUUCAUGUAUAUGUGAACAGAAUCGCGUGGGCGAGCUGAGCGCGAGCACGAAGAGUCGUUUUGUCGACUACUAGAGAACCAGUACCGGUUUUCAACCGCGGCGCAAAAAGACAAUGCGCGACCUUAACGGAUAUGGUGAGACCAGAUUCUACGCGUCUCGAGGAUGACCGGCUCGAAGAAUGCUGUAAAAAUGCCGUCGUUGCUGGAAGCGCUGGAGCUAAAGUACGGCAGCUCGACGACGGACUGCUCGUUGACGGACGAUGAGGCAGAGUCCGGCUCGCCCAAGGCCGCCCUGUCGGUGAGUAUUUUCAUCCCCAAGAAAUCCCCGCGACACACGGUGCCGGCGCUGUUGGUGCUGCAAGAUUGCGACAUCGAGUCGGCGGGCAAUGACGCCGAGAAGCUCCGUAGCAAAUGCAAAAACGUGGAGGAGCUGGAUCUCGCGCAAAACAAGCUGUCGCAAUGGACAGAGGUCUUCGGCAUUCUGCAGCACAUGCCCAAGAUCAAAUUCGUGAAUCUGAGCUUCAACUGCCUCGCGGAGGUGCUCGAGAUCAAGCACGGCAACUAUGAUCUCCUGAGGAAUCUUGUGCUGAACGGCACCAGAGUGUCCUGGUCGACGGUGCAGGGAUUGGUGCGGCUUUUGCACAAUCUGGAGGAGCUCCAUUUGUCUUUGAAUGAGUACAAGACGGUGGAUCUGGAUUAUCAGAAACCGGAGAACGUGAACCCAGCGCUGAAGAAGCUGCACUUCACUGGUAAUCCGGUGGAAAUCUGGAACGAGAUCUCAAAGUUAGGGUAUCUGUUUCCAAAUCUUAAGAGCCUAGUCCUCGCCGAGUGCCCGAUCAGAUCGUUCGCUCUGGAGGAAAAUCGGAACUUGCCGAGCGAGGACAGCCGUCGGGCGAAGGAGGAGGAUCACGAACAGGACAGCGAGAACAUGAAUCAUUUAGAUGCGGAUGAACACACGUCGUCGACAGACGAGACGGGAAAUAGAAUAUUUGAGAACAAGGUCAACUACGACAGAUCCGAGUCGGAAUCGGAGUCUAGCGGAACGACGAUUAAGUCGCCACACGAUCCCUUCAGGAUGCUAAGGUUCUUGAACGUGAACGGCACGCUGUUAUCGACUUGGGACGAAGUGGAAAGGCUCGCUAGAUUUCCCGCGCUCAAGUCGCUUAGGAUCCAAGGAUGCCCGCUUUUCGAGAGUCCUCGAGAAUAUACGGAACACGAGAGGCGGCAGCUACUAAUAGCCCGACUGCCAAACGUCGAGACUUUGAAUGGCGGCGGCGUGAUAUCGUCUCAGGAACGCGAGGACGCCGAAAGGGCCUUCAUACGUUAUUACAUGGACAAACCGGAAGCCGAUCGGCCCGAAAGGUAUUCCGAGCUCGUGGCUAUUCACGGAAAGCUGGACCCCUUGGUGAACGUAGAUUUGACACCGGAGAAAAGGGUCAAGGUCACGUUCACUUACGGAGAUCUCGUCGAGGUACGAUCGGUAGAUGUAUAUAGAACAGUUUUCGAACUGAAAACCAAGUUGGAAAGUAUGGUGAAAAUACCUGCCAAUAGAAUGAGGCUUUUCUACGUUGAUCAGGAAAUGAAGGCGCAAUACGGACCGGAGGAAAUGUUGUAUCCGAACAAGCAACUCUAUCGAUACAACAUUAGAAACGGCGAUGAGAUCAUCAUCGACAGCAAAUUGAAUCGAUUCGCGUCAACGUCUUCGGCUACAUCUUCCAUUCGUUCCUGAAGAAGGCUGAGGAGCGAGUCGAGCAGUAUUGAAGAAAUCCGAUAACGCAUCGGACUUUGAUCUCUACUUAUCGCUUGCGACGGUCGAUGAAUCGUAACGAUUCUAUUAUAGAAAUCGAAAAACACCGUGUGCGAUUCUCACACUUGCGUUUAUUAAAACUGCAGAUUUGAGAACCGAAAGUUGUUAUGAACGAAAGGAGGUGUCGAGAUGUUCUCCCGCAUGGAAGUACAUGAACUAAACUUUUAGAAGAAAUAAGAGUUUGCGGAUAUUUGAUGUUGAAUAACAAUGGUCACGUCGCGAGACAUCGUGAAUCGGCAAAAAGUUAAUAACUCUCAUCAAGAACUGAAAUUAUCUAGGACAUUAAAUGUCUCUUCAUAUAAAAGGUAUGUUUAGAUAUUUUCUGAAGAUCAGUACGGAUUAUUGCGAUUAACGCGAAAUCGUCUGACGCGGUUGUAGUCGAUAAUUUCUUCUCUAUAACGAACUCAUCCAUUCGCCUCGGCGUAAAACUGCUACUAACGAGCCUGACGUGUAGAGAACAUCGUGUCGCGCGUGCACACGUGCGCGCGUACACAUAUCUAUAUAAGUAGAUAGCUGUCGAUUUGUAAGUUUCCUUUAACGUAGCGAUUCUCUCGUAUGUCUUAGGAGACAUUAUGUGUAAUGGGGAAAAAAAGCAGGAAUGUACAUAGCGAAUUUCAAUUUCCAGCCAAACUCGAUAUAGCUACGAUACGAGAUAAGGAGAGUUUAUCUUAUUUACUGAUGCUUGAAGCGAGAGUGGUAGAAAGUCCGAUAGAGAAAAGCAAAUUUGGCUCACGCGGAUCGUGCGACGCGCUCGCACGAUCCUUACGACGAUGCCAACGACGACUGUGACGCGCGGCACCGCGCGUUUAGGCCGCCGUGACGAAGAGAAUGAAAUAUUUUUGUAGAUCGCGGGCAGUUAUCCUUAAAGAGUAAGAUUUAUUCGUUCAUGACGAACGCAUUUCGCUGUAUAAGAGUGCGUAACGCACUUGCGCAGCUGUGUUUCCGUCGCGCGCGCGUUCACACGCACGGAUGCGGGAACGCGCGCAAAUCCUCUCUCGCGAGGAUCAUUCAUAAAUGUAAAGUGCGAGGAGACCUCGCGCGUAAUAUUCCAAGUGCUUGAGAGUAGUAAAAUGUGUCGCCGGUUCGCAAGUGUCAUUCAUUAGAUUGUCAUUCUGACAGGUGAUCUCUGUGCUCUCUGAAAGUGAUACUUACAUACGUACUUUUUUUUUCCACGUGAACUCUGCGCGAAAUCAAAAUGCACAAGCGUCACUAUGCUCGUACAUUUCUUUUCUCUAUCUUGAAUGAUUUAAAAUUCGCGAGAUUACGCAAGAAUGACGUAAAACCUGCGUUGCCAUCAUCUAUUCUCGACAUGUACUUAAGUCGCAAGUUUAAUAACUUCAAUUCAAUACCUUUAAUUGAUAUUAAAGCUCUUUCGAAGGUGUUGAAUUGCACGCGGUAUGAAUAAAUGAUUGCAAUCGUUGCGUCGCGAAACGAACGAACGGAGAUCACAAGAUAUUGGUAAUAAGAACGCCGAUAUAAAUUGCAAAUGUGAUAACGAAGGCACUUUUGAUUCCGUUUACGUAUGCGCAUAAUUUCUAUGCUUGGUGUUCACAAACACCUCGAUUCUCUCGAAAGUAUAUUUUUUCCCCGAAUGCUAUCAGCACAUCUCGUUGCAUUUACAGCUUAUCCCCGAUUUAAACCCGAUUUACGGCACGGACGAGCUUGCGAAAAGAAGUUAAGUAGAAACGUUGCGUUGCGUCGCUUUGUCCUCGAAAUCCGUCGGCGCCGCGUUGGGGAAACAAAGCGGACGGUAUAUAUCAAGUUUCGGUUUCUUCGCUCACAAGCAACGAAGCUUGACGAGUCACUUAGUGCCUGCCUUUUACGUACUAGCGUAAUUUCGAAUACUUCUAACACUGCCCUGUGAAUAAAAGCGUAAUUUGGAAUGAGACUCUCUCAUAUAUGACGAGAAACAGUGACCAAAUUCUUCUUUCAGUACGCUAAAAUCGCAGUUCAUCAAAAUUUAUAUAGCUCACUUUAUUCUCGAUUCAUUCAAAAUUCAUCAGUUAACUUUAUUUUUAAUCUUAAUUUACUCCAAAUUCGUAGUCUUUAAUCAAUAAAAUUUUUAAUCAAUUAGAAAAUUAUAAAGGAUUCGUAAUUUUUUAAUAAAAUAUGAUUAUUUUGUUUGAGUCAGCAAAUGUACAUUUCGGAGUAACGCAAUGAGUAAAAAAAAAA